This is a messenger RNA of Pneumocystis jirovecii RU7, 978 nucleotides long. RefSeq names its product tRNA 1-methyladenosine methyltransferase subunit GCD14. Bases 1 to 978 code for a protein of 325 amino acids. The transcript has 2 exons. NCBI's taxonomy places the organism in Eukaryota, Fungi, Ascomycota, Pneumocystomycetes, Pneumocystales, Pneumocystaceae. The record is from RefSeq and is a predicted model, not a curated record. Gene Ontology annotation, biological process: tRNA methylation. Gene Ontology annotation, cellular component: tRNA (m1A) methyltransferase complex; nucleus.
AUGUUUUGGAAAAAAAAAUCAAUAGUAGAAGAAGGUGAUGUGGUUAUUAUAUGGCUGACACGGGAACAAGUCCAUCCCAUUGUUAUAGAACGAGGGAAAGUUUUUAAUAAUCAGUUUGGAAGUUAUGCACAUUCAGAUAUGAUCGGAUUACCUUAUGGCUCACAAGUUCCAAGCUCUAAUGGCGUUGGUUAUUUACAUAUUUUAAAACCUACACCAGAGCUUUGGACAAAAGCUUUACCACAUAGAACACAAAUUGUAUAUACACAUGAUAUCAGCUAUGUACAAAGCAAAUUGAGGAUUCAGAGAGGAAUGACUGUAUUAGAAGCAGGGACAGGAAGUGGGAAUAUGACACAUGCACUUGCAAGAGCAGUUGGAGAAACAGGAAGAGUAUUUUCAUAUGAAUAUCAUGCAAAAAGAUAUGAAAAUGCACUUAAUGAAUUCAAGCAAAAUCAGAUUUUGGCACCAGAAGGGCCAGUAAUACUUUCUUAUCAGGAUGUAGUUACCGAUGGAUUUGAAAUUAAAGAGAAGGAAGUAAUUGUCCAUGCAGCCUUUUUUGAUCUUCCAGCGCCGUGGAAGGUUAUUUAUAAACUGAUUCCUCAUUUUUCUAAGGAAAGACAAUCUCGAAUUUGUUGUUUUAAUCCAUGUAUUGAACAAGUACAAAAAACAUUAAAACAUCUUCGAGAAUUUGGAUUUUACGAUAUAGAGCUUUCAGAAAUUAGUCAUUGUGAAUGGAUCGCACGUAAAACAGAACUUAAAGAUAUUUCUGAAGCUGCAGAUCGUAUUCGUGAAGUUCAAGCAAAUAGGAAAAACAAAAAAAGACUUAAUAAUGAAAAUCUUCAACAUACAAAGAGGAUUAAAGAGGGUGAAGAAGGUAGAAACUGGAGAGACGUUGGAAGAAUGGAGAAAAACAUCAAAAAUCAUACAAGCUAUCUUACUUUUGCAACAUGGCUUCCCUUACCUGAAAAUUACCAAACAUAG